GUGAAUCCCCAGCAGGGAGAGACAGGCGGGGAGUAGACUGCUGGGCUCUUCCUCCUGUUGAAAAUUCACUGGGCACUGGAGGAGGAAAUUUUCCUUCUGUCUUCUGCCCUGAAUGUUUUCCCAAACAUGAAGGCAAUAAGUUUAUUCUUCUUGGUGGGAUUUAUAGGAGAGUUCCAAGUUUUUUCAAGUGCCUCCUCGCCAGUCAAUUGCCAGUGGGCUUCCUAUGCCCCUUGGUCAGAAUGCAAUGGCUGUACCAAGACUCAGACUCGCAGGCGAUCAGUUGCUGUUUAUGGGCAGUAUGGUGGCCAUCCCUGUGUUGGAAGUGCUUUUGAACCACAAUCGUGUGAACCUACACGAGGAUGUCCAACAGAAGAGGGAUGUGGAGAACGUUUCAGGUGUUUUUCAGGUCAGUGCAUCAGCAGAUCUUUGGUUUGCAACGGGGAUUCUGACUGUGAAGAGGACGGUGCUGAUGAGGACAAAUGUGAGGACUCAGAAAGCAGGCCUUCCUGUGACCUCGAUAAACCUCCUCCCAACAUAGAACUUACUGGACAUGGUUACAAUGCGCUCACAGGCCAGUUUAGGAACAAAGUCCUCAACACUAAAAGUUUUGGUGGUCAAUGCAGAAAGGUGUUUAGCGGGGAUGGGAGAGAUUUCUACAGACUGAGUGGAAAUAUCCUCUCCUAUACAUUCCAGGUGAAAAUAAAUAAUGAUUUUAAUUAUGAAUUUUACAAUAGUACCUGGUCUUAUGUAAAACAUACAUCAACAGAACAUUCAUCAUCUAGUAAAGGACGCUUCCUCUUUUUUAGUUCUUCAUCUUCUUCGUACAGUUACUCUUCAAAUAUGGAAGAAAUCCAUAAGGAAAAGAGUUAUCAGUUGUUGGUUCUUCAGAACACUGUUGAAGUGGCUCAGUUUAUCAAUAACAAUCCGGACUUUUUACAACUUGCUGAGUCAUUCUGGAAGGAACUCUCCUACCUUCCCCCUCUGUAUGACUACAGCGCCUAUCGAAGACUGAUCGACCAGUAUGGGACACAUUAUCUUCAGUCUGGGUCCUUAGGAGGAGAAUACAAAGUUAUCUUUUAUUUGGACUCAGAAAAAAUCAAACAAAGCGGUCUUAGUUCAGAGGAGAAGAAGAAAUGUGCUUCCUCACAUAUCAAUUUUUUGUUUAAAUUAUCAGAGCACACAUGCAAGCAGAUGGAAGAGACCUUAAAAUUGGUUUCAGGAGCUCAGGGCAAUGUGUUACGAGGGGACCCAUUUGUCAGAGGGGGACGUCCUGGCCUUGUGUCUGGCCUUAGUUACCUGGAACUGGACAAUCCUGCUGGAAACAAAUGGAGAUAUUCUCGCUGGGCAGGAUCUGUGACUGAACUUCCCCAAGUCAUAAAACAAAAGCUGACACCUUUGUAUGAGCUGGUAAAGGAAGUACCCUGUGCCUCUGUGAAAAGGCUGUACCUGAGACGGGCCAUUGAGGAAUAUCUGGAUGAAUUUGACCCCUGUCAUUGCCGGCCUUGUCAAAAUGGUGGCAUGGCCACUGUUAAGGGGACCCAGUGUCAGUGCCAUUGCAAACCAUACACGUUUGGUGUGGCGUGUGAACAAGGAGCCCUCGUAGGGGAUCAAGCAGGAGGGGUUGAUGGAGGGUGGAGCUGCUGGUCCUCUUGGGGCCCCUGUGUUCAAGGGAAGAAAACAAGGAGCCGAGAAUGCAAUAACCCACCUCCCAGUGAGGGUGGGAAAUCCUGCAUUGGAGAAACGUCAGAAACCAGACAAUGCGAAGACGAGGAGUUGGAGCAUUUGCGAUUGCUUGAACCACAUUGCUUUCCUUUGUCUUUGGUUCCAACAGAAUUCUGUCCAUCACCUCCUGCCUUGAAAGACGGAUAUGUUCAAGAUGUAGGUGCCAUGUUUCCUGUUGGGAAAAACAUAGUGUAUACUUGCCAUGAAGGAUACUCUCUUGUUGGAGACCCUGUUGCCAGAUGUGGAGAAAAUUUACAGUGGCUUGUUGGGAAAAUGCAUUGUCAGAAAAUUGCCUGCGUUCUGCCUGCACUGAUGGAUGGCAUACAGAGUCAUCCCCACAAACCUUUCUACACCGUUGGUGAGAAGGUGACCUUUUCCUGUUCAGGUGGCAGGUCCUUAGAAGGUCCUUCGACAUUUCUCUGCGGAUCCAGCCUUAAGUGGAGCCCUGAGAUGAAAAAUGUCCAGUGUGUGCAAAAAGAUGCCCCUUUGGCACCGGAAGUGCCUGAAUGUCAGCGCUGGGAGAAACUGCAGAAUUCAAGAUGUGUUUGUAAAAUGCCUUAUGAAUGUGGAUCCUCCUUGGAUGUAUGUGCUCGAGAUGAGAGAAGCAAAAGGAUACUGCCUCUGACAGUUUGCAAGAUGCAUGUUCUCCAAUGUCAGGGUAGAAAUUACACUGUUGCUGGUAGGGAGAGCUGUACUCUACCUGCCUCAGCUGAGAAAGCUUGCGGUGUGUGUCCACUAUGGGGAAAAUGUGAUGCCCAGAGCAGCAAAUGUGUCUGCAGAGCCGCCUCGGAGUGCGAGGAAACAGGGUUCAGCGUCUGCGUGGAGGCGAAUGGCAGGGAGCGGACGAUGACAGAGUGUGAGGCCGGCGUCCUGAGAUGCCAAGGACAGAUCAUCUCCGUCACCAGCAUCCGGCCUUGCGCCGCCGAAGCCCCGUAGCUCCCGGCGCCGGUGGGCCUGCUCGCAAUCCUGCAGCCGCGUGGCCGAGUUAGAACCUCUGCACGCCCGGCCCUGUAGACAGCUUCUCAGCACGCGGGCCCAUUCUUUCUCCUUCCACUCCGUGUCCACUUCUCGCAAUCCCCAGGCCCUGCAUACUUACACAACCCUUUGUUCUCCCAAACCUGAAUCCAGAUCCUCUUUUUCUUCUCUUUUUAAAUGUCAGUCAGGCUGACGGCUAUUGAUGAACCUUUGAAGGAGCUGUUAUGUUAUGUUCUUGGAAAAAUUGCUGACUUCUCUGGACCUUGACUUCUUUUUAAUCUGAAAAUUAGAGGGUUGGACUAGAGAAAUCUGAAUGCUCUAUGAUUCUUUUAAGUAUGAUUAAAAGAAUCGACCAGAACACACUCUACAAAUUGAUUACGAAAACAGAAAGAUUGGAGAGGCUGGCUUCGCUCAGUGAAACCGAGUACAAAGGGGACCUUGAAUGGAAAAAGGCAGAUACAAUUAUUCCAUCCCAGGCACGACACCUAGAGAUCCCUAAACUUGUCAGGGGGUUGAAUCACUGCUAUCAGAGUGGAAUCCAUCACAUUAUGGUCACAGGGGCACCUUCUACUUUCCUGUCUGAGAACAAGUAUUUACAAUUGAGGCUUCUCUCUGGAGCUUUUCUUGUGUUUUCCAGACGCAAGACCUGCAAUCUGUCCCCUUCCUCCCCUUUCCUUUUGCAGGAAGCAUCAUUCGUGCCUGAGCCGUUGAGUGAUUGUGUAUUUGGGAGAACAGCGCUCUCUAAUUUGGACACACCUAGACUUUUCAGGGGGCUCUACAGGUAGAUCCAUGUGAGGCAUUAGCCUUCUAUUUAGUCCCUAUUCAUCUUUCAUCAAAACAAAAUAACAGCUGUAGGUGAUGUAAUGAGUGGGCUUCAAUGGAAUUUAAAAUACGCUUUUAUAUACAAAUAAUAUCUCUGUAUUUUUCUGAUACAUUUCAAUGAAACUUUAGUUUAAAUGACAAUGAUUAAAAAACUCAUUAAAGAUACUAUACUUUGGAAUUUUAAAA
This is a messenger RNA of Balaenoptera acutorostrata (minke whale), 3705 nucleotides long. It is a transcript of the gene C7, whose product is annotated as complement C7. The record is from RefSeq and is a predicted model, not a curated record. Gene Ontology annotation, biological process: immune response. NCBI's taxonomy places the organism in Eukaryota, Metazoa, Chordata, Mammalia, Artiodactyla, Balaenopteridae. Gene Ontology annotation, cellular component: membrane attack complex. The coding region runs from base 127 to 2658 and encodes 843 amino acids. Gene Ontology annotation, molecular function: protein binding. The transcript is spliced from 18 exons.